UCUAUUCCAUUGUGCCCGCUAUACGGCCCGUUGUUUUGGUUUCCUUAAAUAUAGAAAAAACAGCGUUCUAUUAUAUUUAAUGUUCAGUGUUCCCAACAGUUGCAUCGCAAUCAUGUUAUACGCGGUUGUUUUUUUAGCGUUCCUUGUGCACUCAGGAUCAAGCCAAGGGCUACUUCCUAAUGGGGAUCCCUAUUUCUGCGUGCCAUCAGGAAUAUGUCCCAUGACUGGUGGUGGUAUCGAUCCCAGAAUCAUAACACCGGGUGGAGGAAACGGCGGUCAAACAGAAGCACCAUCAGGUGGCGUAUGUCCAUCUGGAAGAUACGUUUGCUACGCGCAGGGAAGUUCAAGCAAUUGCGGCCAGAGACUUGUUCCGAUCACGAAUACGAACGACGGAGAAGCCCAAUUUGGGGCUUACCCGUGGCAAGCCUAUAUGACAGGUUCCAACGGAGCCUAUAUCGGGAGCGGUUCGCUCUUGAGUCCCUACCAUGUCCUCACUGCGGCCCACAAGGUUCUCGCCUACGAAUCCAACCCUUCACAACUGACCAUCAUUAUGGGUGUCAAUGAUCCUGCAAACAUCAAUAAUUCUCCGGCAGCACCCAGAUCAACGGCAGCGCAGAUAACCAUAUUCAACCGACAGACUUACAACAACGAAACGCUCAAAAACAAUCUGGCGAUCGUAAGACUGGCGAAUCCCAUAAGCCUUGUGAAUCAAAAUUCGAUCAACACCAUAUGUCUACCGUCGGCGAACACGAACGCCAACGCCUAUGUUAAUCCCUCGCAAAGAUGUAUCGUAUCAGGAUGGGGGCAAGCUCAGCCCUCAAAUUCGCCCUCUCCGACCAAGCUGAAACAGGUUAUGGUGAAUACAGUGGACAUCAAUACCUGCGAGAGUGGAUUCAAUGGAAGGGUCGAUACGUCCAGAUUUUUGGAUAAGAGCGGCGGACAAAUAUGCGCUGGGGGUGAAUCCCAAAGGGAUGCCUGUUUCCAAGAUGGAGGUGCGCCACUAACUUGUGGGCAAGGAACUCUCACGUCAAGAUUCACAGUAUCUGGAAUCGUUAUUUGGGGAAAAAGCUGCGGACUGACAGGAGUAUAUGGAGUUUACACUAACGUUCCUUAUUACAGGCAAUGGAUUGUUCAAACUAUAACGCAGCCGAUACCGUAGCCCUGGAUUUUUGACGAUUUUUUCUGUGUUCUUACAUGAUUCACGUGUCCAUCUAGAUAAGUUUUUUUUUAAUUGUAUACAGAGUUAUUUCUUUAAAAAAAUGAAAUAAAAAUUUCGACCGA
Molecule: messenger RNA, 1281 nt
Organism: Coccinella septempunctata (seven-spotted ladybird)
Lineage: Eukaryota; Metazoa; Arthropoda; Insecta; Coleoptera; Coccinellidae
Product: phenoloxidase-activating factor 2-like
Exons: 6
Coding region: 80-1159 (359 amino acids)
Biological process (GO): proteolysis
Molecular function (GO): serine-type endopeptidase activity
Source: RefSeq, a predicted model, not a curated record